UCAAUUGAUACUAAUAUAACAAGUAAUCUAUUCUCUAUAGAAACACGUUUGUUAAAUCAAUACAUUCCUGUACAUAUAAAUUUCAUGUUUCAUGAUCAAUUUACAAAAACAUAACAAGUUCAAUGUUCCUUCAAUAAGUAUAAUAGUGUAAACGAUGUGUCUUUGUCUUGGUCCUGUUAAAUCGGGUAAAACAUUUUUAAUGAAACGGUUACAAGGAGAUGAAAUGGAUAAUGCGACUCAUACUGUUUCUACGAAUGGCAUAAAUCUUUUUACAAUAAAAAAUAGUACCGGAGAAUUUGAUAUGAUUAUUAAAGAAAUAGGUGGUAGUAUGGCACCAAUAUGGAAACAUUACUUUGAAAAGACACGGAAGCUUAUUUAUGUAAUAGAUACAAGCAAUCUUUGCCAAAUAAGCGCGGCAGGAGUAUUACUUUACUCAUUAUUACUCGACCCUAGACUGCGAAAUAUAAAAAUCGCAUUAACAUUGAACAAAAUGGACCUUUCUUAUCGUCAAAUGCGCAACGAAGCCUUACUUAUACUUCAUUAUUCACGUCUACAAAAGGAAGCUACGCAAGAAUUAUCUAUAUUUGAAACUAGUGGAAUGACCGGUCAAGGUAUCGAAGAAUUAAGAAACUGGUUGUUUGAUCCAACCACUUUAAAAUCUGCAAUAAAUGCAAACAAGUAAAUUUAAUAUAUA
Messenger RNA from Bombus terrestris (buff-tailed bumblebee), 694 nucleotides. Its product is annotated as ADP-ribosylation factor-like protein 16. Gene Ontology annotation, molecular function: GTP binding; GTPase activity. The coding region runs from base 155 to 682 and encodes 175 amino acids. The record is from RefSeq and is a predicted model, not a curated record. Lineage: Eukaryota; Metazoa; Arthropoda; Insecta; Hymenoptera; Apidae. The transcript is spliced from 2 exons.